Vitis riparia (riverbank grape) is the source of this 5700-nucleotide messenger RNA. Its product is annotated as protein SHOOT GRAVITROPISM 6. Bases 57 to 5225 code for a protein of 1722 amino acids. Lineage: Eukaryota; Viridiplantae; Streptophyta; Magnoliopsida; Vitales; Vitaceae. The record is from RefSeq and is a predicted model, not a curated record. The transcript is spliced from 51 exons. Gene Ontology annotation, cellular component: cytoplasm.
GUCCCCCCACCGCCUCGCAACGGGCAAGAAUCAUAGAGGGUCUGGUUGGAGCUAGGAUGGCUUCUUCCAGUUCUGGAAACUCAAUUCCCGCGCCAGAGGCGGUGCAGGUUUUAGUUUCGUCGCUCGGAGAUGAAGCUCACGUGGUCAAAGCAGCCUCCAUGGCUGCUCUCAGAGACAUCGCUGCCAUAAACCCUCUUUUGGUACUUGAAUGUUGCUGUGCCGUUUCUCGAGGAGGUCGUCGGCGAUUUGGGAACAUGUCGGGGCUAUUCCAAGUAAUGGCAUCUGCAGUCCGCGCUUUGGAGAAGCGAGACGUGGAUCCUCCUUUCAUGGCGAAGCUGGCCAAGAUCGCCACUGCCGAGAUGAUCUCGUCCAAGGAACUCAGUGCGGACUGGCAAAGGGCUGCAGCAGGACUACUUGUUUCCAUUGGCUCUCAUUUGCCGGACUUAAUGAUGGAAGAAAUAUUUCUUCAUUUGUCAGGGCCAAAUUCAGCUUUGCCUGCCAUGGUUCAAAUUCUUGCAGAUUUUGCUUCUGCUGAUGCCUUGCAGUUUACUCCACGACUAAAAGGUGUACUUUCUCGAGUCUUGCCUAUUCUUGGAAAUGUCAGAGAUGCCCAUCGGCCAAUUUUUGCAAAUGCAUUUAAGUGUUGGUGUCAGGCUUCUUGGCAAUAUAGUAUGGAUUUUCCAUCGACUUCACCUCUUGAUGCUGAUGUGAUGUCAUUUCUAAAUUCUGCUUUUGAACUUUUGUUGAGAGUUUGGGCAACUUCAAGGGAUCUAAAGGUACGAGUCUCUUCUGUUGAAGCAUUGGGUCAGAUGGUUGGUCUUAUAACUCGUGCACAAUUAAAGGCAGCUUUACCAAGGCUUGUUCCUACCAUAUUGGAAUUGUAUAAGAAGGACCUAGAUAUUGCUUUUCUGGCAACAUGUAGUCUCCACAAUCUCCUUAAUGCCUCUUUACUAUCUGAAAAUGGGCCUCCUUUGCUUGAUUUUGAGGAACUUAUGGUUAUUCUAUCAACACUUCUGCCAGUGGUUUGCAUUAAUAAUGACAGCAAAGAGCAGUCAGAUUUCUCUGUGGGAUUGAAGACAUAUAAUGAGGUUCAACAUUGCUUUCUGACUGUUGGCUUGGUAUACCCUGAAGAUCUAUUUAUGUUCCUUUUGAAUAAGUGCAGGUUGAAUGAAGAACCUUUGACUUUUGGUGCUCUCUGUGUCCUCAAGCAUCUCUUGCCCAGAUUGUCUGAAGCUUGGCAUAGUAAAAGGCCUUUACUUGUUGAAGCUGUAAAGUUGUUGCUAGAUGAACAAAUUUUAGGUGUUCGUAAGGCACUUUCAGAGUUGGUUGUGAUUAUGGCUUCGCAUUGUUACUUGGUUGGUCCAUCUGGGGAGUUGUUUGUUGAGUAUCUUGUACGCAAUUGUGCUCUGUCAGAUCAAGAAAGCUAUGCACUUGAGAACUCCAAGGAAGUGAUUAGGUCAAACAGCAAUAACUAUGGUUGCCAGUACAAGAGAUUGGAGGUGAAGUCUGGAGCUGUUUGUCUGACAGAGUUGAGAUCUAUCUGUGAGAAAGGUUUGCUUUUGCUAACCAUUACCAUUCCUGAAAUGGAGCACAUUCUUUGGCCUUUUCUGUUGAAGAUGAUUAUUCCACGGGCUUAUACUGGUGCAGCUGCCACGGUUUGCAGAUGCAUCUCAGAAUUGUGCAGACAUGGAUCUUCUUAUGCUAAUACAAUGCUUAGUGAAUGUAAAGCUCGUAUUGACAUUCCUAAUCCUGAGGAGCUCUUUGCUCGCUUGGUGGUCCUAUUGCACAAUCCCCUGGCAAGGGAGCAGCUGGCUACUCAAGUUUUGACUGUCCUAUACUAUCUUGCACCUUUAUUUCCGAAGAAUAUCAAUUUGUUUUGGCAAGAUGAGAUUCCGAAAAUGAAGGCAUAUGUCAGUGAUACAGAUGACUUAAAGCAGGAUCCUUCAUAUCAAGAGACUUGGGAUGAUAUGAUAAUCAAUUUUCUUGCAGAAUCUUUGGAUGUAAUUCAAGACACUGAGUGGGUGAUUUCAUUGGGAAAUGCAUUUUCCAGACAAUAUGAACUAUAUACAUCUGAUGAUGAGCAUUCUGCACUGCUUCACCGGUGCUUGGGUAUCCUUCUUCAGAAAGUUGAUGAUAGGCUUUAUGUCCUUGAAAAGAUUAAUUGGAUGUAUACGCAAGCUAAUAUCGCAUUUCCAUCAAAUAGGCUGGGUUUGGCAAAAGCCAUGGGAUUGGUUGCAGCAUCCCAUUUGGAUACGGUAUUGGAAAAGCUGAAAGACAUUUUGGACAAUGUUGGGCAAAGUAUCUUUCAAAGAAUUUUGUCUUUCUUCUCUGAUCGAGGCAGAAUGGAAGAAUCUGAUGAUAUACAUGCUGCUUUGGCACUAAUGUAUGGGUAUGCAGCAAGAUAUGCUCCAUCAACUGUUAUUGAAGCCAGAAUAGAUGCACUUGUGGGGACUAACAUGCUCUCACGGCUUCUUCAUGUACGGCACCCUACAGCAAAGCAAGCUGUUAUCACUGCCAUCGAUUUGCUAGGUCGUGCUGUCAUUAAUGCAGCAGAAAGUGGUGCAUCAUUCCCAUUGAAAAGAAGAGACCAGCUACUUGACUAUAUAUUAACUCUGAUGGGCUGUGAUGAUGAUGAUGGCUUUGCUGAGUCUAGUCUUGAACUUCUGCAUACUCAGGCUCUUGCUUUAAGUGCCUGCACUACUUUAGUGUCUGUGGAGCCAAAAUUAACAAUUGAAACUAGAAACCAUGUUAUGAAGGCUACCUUAGGAUUCUUUGCUUUACCAAAUGAGCCGUCUGAUGUUGUUGAUCCCCUUAUUGAUAACCUUAUCACUCUCCUAUGUGCAAUACUUCUAACAAGUGGAGAGGAUGGAAGAAGUAGGGCAGAGCAGCUGUUGCAUAUUUUGAGACAAAUUGAUCAAUAUGUUUCCUCACCUUUGGAGUACCAAAGGAAAAGAAGUUGUCUUGCAGUGUAUGAGAUGCUUCUCAAGUUUAAAUCAGUUUGUGUUAGUGGAUAUUGCGCACUUGGCUGCCAUGGAAGUUGCACACAUAGCAAGCAUAUUGACCGUACUCUGCAUGGGAAUUUCUCCAAUUUACCAUCUGCAUUUGUAUUGCCAAGUCGUGACUCCUUGUGCUUAGGGGACAGAGUCAUAAUGUAUCUUCCACGUUGUGCAGAUACUAAUUCUGAAGUUAGAAAAAUUUCUGCUCAGAUUCUUGAUCUAUUCUUCAGUAUAUCUCUUUCACUCCCGAGACCUGUGGGUUCUAGUUUUGGUGUUGAUAUAGAACUGUCCUAUAGUGCUUUGUCUUCUCUUGAGGAUGUUAUAGCUAUCUUGAGAAGUGAUGCUUCCAUUGAUCCAUCAGAGGUUUUUAACAGGGUUGUUUCCUCUGUUUGUGUUUUAUUGACGAAAGAUGAGCUAGUGGCUGCACUGCAUUAUUGCACUGGAGCUAUAUGUGAUAAGAUCAAGCAAUCAGCAGAAGGUGCCAUUCAAGCUGUCACUGACUUCGUUAUGAAGAGGGGGCAUGAGUUGAAUGAAAUGGAUGUUUCGAGGACGACCCAAUCCUUGCUCUCGGCUGCAGCUCAUGUGACUGAGAAAUAUUUACGCCAGGAAACUCUAGCUGCUAUAUCUUCUCUGGCUGAGAACACCAGUUCAAAAAUUGUUUUCAAUGAAGUAUUGGCUACUGCAGCAAGGGAUAUUGUCACAAAGGAUAUAUCUAGACUACGUGGUGGCUGGCCAAUGCAGGAUGCAUUCUAUGCAUUUUCCCAGCAUAUAGUACUUUCUUAUUUGUUCCUGGAGCAUGUGAUAUCUGUCCUUAAUCAAUCACCUAUCGUUAAAGAUGAUCCCGAGAAAGGAGACAGUUCUAGUCAUCGGGUUGAUAGUCAUAUAGAGGAUAACAUCCUGCAAGCUGCUAUUUUUGCUCUCACUGCCUUCUUCAGAGGUGGUGGUAAAAUUGGAAAGAAAGCUGUUGAACAAAGUUAUGCUUCUGUUCUUGCGGCACUUACACUCCAAUUGGGAAGUUGUCAUGGUCUAGCUACUUCUGGUGAGCAGGAACCCUUACGGGCUCUCCUGAUUGCAUUUCAGGCAUUCUGUGAAUGUGUUGGAGAUCUUGAAAUGGGCAAGAUUUUGGCUAGAGAUGGAGAGCAAAAUGAGAAUGAGAAGUGGAUCAAUCUUAUUGGAGAUUUAGCUGGCUGCAUUUCUAUAAAACGUCCAAAAGAGGUACCAACUAUAUGUUUAAUUCUGACUAAAUCACUAGAUCGGCACCAAGGAUUUCAAAGGGAAGCUGCUGCUGCGGCAUUGUCAGAGUUUGUUCGGUACAGUGAUGGGCUUGAUUCAUUAUUAGAGCAGAUGGUUGAGGCAUUGUGUCGACAUGCAUCAGAUGACUCUCCAACUGUUAGAUGUCUUUGUCUAAGAGGAUUAGUGCAGAUACCAUCUAUUCAUAUUCUUCAGUACACUAAUCAAGUUCUUGGGGUGAUAAUGGCUUUGCUCGAAGAUUCAGAUGAAUCAGUUCAACUAACUGCUGUUUCAUGCUUACUGAAGGUUCUUGAGUCUUCACCUAAUGAUGCGGUGGAACCCAUUUUGAUUAACCUUUCUGUGCGGAUACGCAAUCUUCAAAUAUGCACGAAUGUGAAGAUGCGAGCCAAUGCCUUCGCAGCAUUAGGAUCACUAAGCAACUAUGGAGUUGGGGCACAACGUGAGGCUUUUCUUGAGCAGGUACAUGCUGCCUUCCCACGCUUGGUUCUGCAUAUUCAUGAUGAUGAUCUUAGCGUCCGACUAGCUUGCCGGAGCACCCUCAAACGGAUCGCUCCAUUAAUGGAGUUAGAAGGAAUGUUUGCCCUAUUCAAUACUCAUUCUUUUAAUUCCGACCACCGAGGUGAUUAUGAGGACUUUCUCAGAGACCUUUCAAAGCAAUUCUCUCUACGUCUAUCCUCCAGGGUUGAUACUUAUAUGGCAUCGACUAUACAGGCUUUUGAUGCUCCUUGGCCGACAAUUCAAGCUAAUGCCGUUUACUUCUCAAGCAGCAUGCUAUCUGUAUCGGAUGAUCAACAUAUUUUGGCUCUAUAUUACACGCGGGUGUUUGGAAUGUUGAUAAGCAAAAUGAGUCACUCAGCAGAUGAAAUCGUUAGAGCCACAUGUUCCUCUGCCCUUGGUUUGUUAUUAAAAUCAACGAAUUUGCUCCAGUGGAGGGCUUCCGGACUUGAUCGUGCAGACUCAGCAAGGGAAAGGCCAUGAUUCAGAGUCUACUGGAAACCAGUAGUAGUGCACAAUGAUAAAUGCAAAAAGUUACUGCUGCCUUUUGAGGUUUGAAUUGGAUCACACUUGGGAUUGAGUAGGAUCUGGUUAGGCCACCCAGGGAACAAGAUGAUCAUGUUGGUUUGUGGACUGAAGUGAGUCACUUUUUGAUGGGUGCGUCAAAGUUGGAUAUGAUAUUCUGUAUAUGUUUUUUCUUUAUUUUAUUUUAUUUUUGUUUUUUGUUUUUCGUUUCUUCUGCAACAUGUACAGUUGCCUGUGUAUGUAGUGGGGAAUGGGUAAGUUAUUUGAGAGGCAUCUAUUUGUAAUGAUAUCUCAAACCCACAAGAAUUGUAUUAUUAUUUAGGCUGUGUUGUAAACUACAGUUGCGCCAGACUUGAGAACAGUACCCAGAAAGAACCAGAGCUCACUCUGGUUUCAGUAAUAAAAUUAUGGAGGUUUGUGUUGUUUUAAGUUU